Oncorhynchus tshawytscha (Chinook salmon) is the source of this 2099-nucleotide messenger RNA. RefSeq names its product neuropeptide FF receptor 1-like. Gene Ontology annotation, cellular component: membrane. Gene Ontology annotation, molecular function: neuropeptide receptor activity; peptide binding. Bases 1 to 1503 code for a protein of 500 amino acids. The transcript has 3 exons. Lineage: Eukaryota; Metazoa; Chordata; Actinopteri; Salmoniformes; Salmonidae. The record is from RefSeq and is a predicted model, not a curated record. Gene Ontology annotation, biological process: G protein-coupled receptor signaling pathway.
AUGGAGGUGUGGAGCAGCAAAGAAGAGAAGGGUUUGACUGAACUGGAGGACUCGACAGGCACCAUGAUAGCCUUGAACUCCUCCAGCCACCUCCUCCUCUACUAUGAUGCUGCUAACCACACCAACUACACCACCACCACCAACAACAUCACCUAUUUCCCUUACUACCAGCACUCCCUCCCUGUGGCUGCUAGCUUCAUCCUGGCCUACCUGUUCAUCUUCCUGCUGUGCAUGGUGGGUAAUGUGCUGGUGUGUCUGAUCGUGCUGGGGAACCGCCGCAUGAGAACCGUCACCAACCUUUUCAUCCUCAACCUGGCGGUCAGCGACCUGUUGGUGGGCAUUUUCUGCAUCCCCACAACGCUGGUGGACAACCUCAUCACAGGCUGGCCGUUUACCAACACUGUGUGUAAACUGAGUGGUCUGGUGCAGGGGAUGUCUGUGGCUGCCUCAGUCUUCACCCUGGUGGCCAUCGCAGUGGACAGGUUCCGCUGCAUUGUGUACCCUUUUCAGCCCAAACUCACCCUCUUAGUUGCCAAGGCGACCAUAGCGAUGAUCUGGGUUCUGGCCGUGGUAAUCAUGUGUCCCUCAGCAGCUGCCCUGACCGUGGAGGAGGUGGCUGAUCACUACAUGGUUUACAGCCAGAACUACAACAUGACCUACCCCCUGUACUCCUGCUAUGAGAACUUUGCUGACCCGAAGAUGAGGAAGGUCUACACCACGGUUCUGUUCGCCCACAUCUACUUGGUGCCCCUGACUCUCAUCACCGUCAUGUACGGGCGCAUCGGGGUGAAGCUCUACACCUCUGUGGUGUCAAGCAGAGAACCUCAGGAUGCAGCACCUCCUCCCCCCCCAGCAAGGCAUGAGGGGGGAAGGCCACAGAUCUCCCAGAAGAAGAUCAAGGUGAUCAAGAUGCUGAUCGUGGUGGCCCUGCUGUUCAUGCUGUCCUGGCUGCCGCUGUGGACUCUGAUGCUGCUGACGGACUACGGAGGGCUGGGAGAGGAACAGCUGGAGCUCCUCACUGGAUACAUCUUUCCCUUCGCCCACUGGCUAGCCUUUUCCAACUCUUCUGUCAACCCCAUCAUCUACGGAUACUUCAACGAGAACUUCAAGAGGGGCUUCCAGGCAGUCUGCCAGACCAACUCUUGCUGCCCCACAGGGAAUAGGGGUGAGGUAACGGGAAGGGGAACUAGGGAAGGUAGAGCAAGAGAUGGGGGUAAUGGUGGAUUGGACGGAGGCGGACUGAGGGAUCCCACAAGCAACCCCAAUCCUCUCUUGUUUGGGGCAAGAAACAAAGUAUACACAGACGGUAAUGUGGCAGGCUCUGUGCUCCUUGAGCUGGAGUUGAAGAAGAAUUCUAAGGUGGGAAGCAACACGGUCCAUAUUGAGGGCAGGGGGACUGGGGCGAGUGGAGGAAUGGGGAUUGGCUAUGUGAUGAACAAAAAGGGGAUUCAUGUUGAGGAGCCCACCAGCCCAAUGGGAGUGUGUCAGGCCUGGGAUCAUUAGUGGGGAUUGAAACCAUGGAGGUGAUUUCAGCAUCCCUUACGAAUAGAAAAGAUAGGCACAGUCUUAUUUCAUUUUCUUUCAGAUGAUGUGGUAUGUGGACUCAAGUCAACAUUGAAUUAGACCACAUGACAAACUUUGACCUUGGAGUCAUUCUAAGAUCCCUCCAACCACUAAAAAAAAGACCUGGGCCCGUAUCCACAAAGUGUCUGAAUAGAAAAUUGGUCAUAAUAAGUGCUGAGAAUAGAGACAUCCCACUGGGUGCACACUGGUUGAAUCAACGUUGUUUCAACGUAAUUUGUCAACGCGUUGUGCCGUGGAAUCAAUGUAGGAAUUCAUCAACCAGUGCCGUUUAUCAUAUUUCAACCAGCGUUGUAAACAUUGAAAUUAGAAUAAAACAAACUUAAAUACAUAGAUUAAACAACCUGUUAAUCUAAUUCCAACAUAAUAAUCAUGUCUACUUUAAACUGGGUUAAAUUCUACAUAGAAAUGUUCAUCUUUUUCAUCCUAUAUUCAAUAUACAUUGUUUUGGGUGGUUGGAAUUAUGUUGAAUUUCAUAUUUGAUUAGACAUACAGUGCCUUCAGAAAGUACUCAUACC